AGCACAGGUUUUUUUGUAUACUAGUGUUGAAUUCAUAUCUCUACCCCAUCCUUAACUGUACACCCAUUUUGUUUUCUGCUGUAUACAACACCCCACUAUCACUAAUUUGUAAAAUGAACCCCCGUCGGAUAUUCUUCACACGAACUAAAAUGAACCACAAAAAUGGGAUCUUUGCGCGACGAAAUCCCGGGCAAAAUUGUUGAUUUUGCCAUCACUGCUUCGGCAUGUUUCACCCCUUGCUUCUAUACCCGAGGUGACACCAUGCAGUCGCGGUGGCGCGGCCCGCCGCCACGAAGAAAGAGCAGGCGUUUUUGCUGGCUCGAGGAGAAGGAAUCCUUUGCACCCUAUGUGUUGCCCUGGAAGAGACGGAGCAAAAGCGGGAAUUCGUCCAGUUUUCGGAAUGAUGGAAGAAGGAAGACCGCAAAGAGCACCCGUCCUGCUUCAAGAAAAACCUCUUCUUUCUCAGCGACAGAGACAGUCCGAGCCUUGUGCUUCCAUGUUGGGGUGUUUCUGCAUUUCGUCUUCUUCGUUUUCAAUUUUUUCGUCGGCUAUGACAAGAGCUCGGCGUUCGCGAAUCUCCAAUCGCUGGAGAACACACCGCUUGGCUCGGAGCCAACGGGGACUAUUUUCCAGGAAGACCAAGUGGUUUCUCGACGGGCGGAGAAUCUCGACGGGGACAUCGUCAAGAAUGCAGCGCCAAAUCUGGAACAAGAAACUGCCCCGAAAAGAAGUCCAAUUUCUUCAACACUUGAUGGAAGCAGUAGACCAGAUCCAGACGGGCGGGCGCAGCUACAAAAUGCAGACGCUGAUUCACGGGCUAGAACAUCUUCCCGGAGUUCUUUUGAUGCAAUAUCAACCGCGACAAGUAGAACCGACCACGAUACAGAAAACGAUCAGAAGCUGCGGAACCUCCAGGCCGCGGUCACGGUCCGUUCGGACGGCCGCUGGAAGUUCCCGGCCGGGACGAAGAUCAGCUUCGAAUCCUACAGCAAUAUGAACCAAAACGCCUUCGGUGCCGGCGCGCCGGCCUCGACAGAUUUCACCUCCAGGAUCAACCUGCUUGCGGGCUACCCGUACGGAAAAGUCACGGUGAACGCGGUCACCUUCGAUUUUCCGAUCGCGCAGCACCCCGACCCGCAGAUAAAACUCGUGGAUUUUACGCUGGAAGACACAUCCAAGUGCUACGAAUCGUCAGCCGUCCCCAUGGGCUUGUACGAUAUCCAACCGCCGUAUGGAAGUGUCAGAAUCGAAAUUGACAAAAUCGAAAUUGUUUGCCAUGCAUAAAAUGGAUUCCAGUUCGAACCCAGUUUCUAAGUGGCGCAUGACACAUUCUGGCGGUGCCUGAAUCCAGUUUGUAAUGCUGUUUAGGCAAACGCAAAGAAGACUGAUUCUCUCAUGCUGCUCUAGGAGCUCGAGCUAUAACCCCAAACAGGUUUACAAUCGGCCUCCCUUGCCUGCUCUGCAACACACGUACUUCGCGUCAUGCAUUUUAUGCAUCACAAAUUUUUCGAUUUUGUCAAUUUCGAUCCUGACACUCCCAUACCCCGUUAGGCUCCACCUCCCCGCCCCAAUUUUUCAUUCCGGACAUUACCCGGGACACGGGGCUGCAGAUGGGGCACGGCUUCAACCAGAUUUUCGGUUCAAACACAAACGGGGGGACCAACCGGUUUCAGUUUGAGGUGGGCGGGCAAUACCAAAUCUGCUACGCGCCGACCGGGAAUUUCAACGACACAACAACGAUCACCUCCGCCAGUUCGCUGCCGCAAAUUUACGUGGCCGGCGUGUGGCGGCAGGAGUGCGUGACAAACACCAACGAUUUCAAUAAUGGGAUUUUCAGGGACGGCUGUUUCGAGUUCGGCAGUGUUUGGAACUGCUACUUCCCCUGGCACCAACAAACCAUCUCUCCAGCUUUACUCGACAUUGCGCCCGACCGGACUUGCUACUUCGAUUUCCGGAACGACGUCACCACCGGGGAGAAGAAGGACCCGUUAGCGCAGAAGGGGUUCCGGAUCUACCAAGGGACCGUUUCCGAACUUUCCUUUACGCAAAUCUGGAACCCAGACUCCAUCACGGAGGGGGUGCUGUUCGGUUCCGAGCCGAAGCUUUGCGCCCUACCAGCGCAGAAUAGCUACACGUUGUGGGAGCAGACGGUCUGGGACCAAACUUCGUUGGAACAGUCCUUCACCGAGCAGGCCAGGGAAAAAACUUUCGCGGAAGUGAAGGAUGUGACAAACAUCUGGACCUACCACAAAAAUUUCGACGACAGCUCGCCCUAUCGCGUGCCAAGGGUCCGGGAGGACCAGGAGCUCGGGUUCACUCUGACCCUUUGCUACUGUCCCAACUACGAUUCCCCGCUGGACAACGACGCGACCGCGUGCAAUUCCGGCUACGAAUUCAUCCAGAACUUGGGUCACCUCCGCUACUGGACGUUUUUGAUUUGUGACAAAACCAAUUACGUCAAUUGCGAGUACCAAAACCAGCUCCACGCCAGCUUCAAUCCGCGGUACCAGCCGUACUCGCGUGUCACCCCCCAGCAGCCCUUUGUCUUGAAGGUGCUCUGCCCCCCGGGCGGCUGCGACAACACGGUGACGCAGCGGAUGCGCAUCCUCGACUACAGUGCCACAACCUCCGACCGCAUGGCGUGGGAGGAACUGCAGCAGUGCCGGGAGUGGAAUGUGCCGGUGAUCUACACGCAGACCAGCACGACGCAAUUAGUCGAUUUCAUGGAUCACCUGGGGUUUGACACGAGCGUGAUCGGGCCUGAUUUGAUCUCCUACACACAGAGAUUCUCCUGCGCCUACAAUGCGACCGAAGUCAUCGCGAAUUUGACGAGCGAAAAAGCCCAAACCGCGCUCUACAAGCUAUUCGGCGGGGCGCCGAUCUACGAGGAGAACGAGGUCGAUCUGACGCCGAACGUGAGUAACGACAGCAACAACACGGAAUUGAACCGAACGCUAGUCGGCUUCACGGACCGAACGCCGGAGGGUACGAGUCUGUUCGCGAAUGACACGGUGAUCAGUGACUACAUCGCCGAAACGAUCCACAACACUUCGGUCCUCGUCAACGACCCCGUCGCCCGGGAGGUCAUCAAGUGUCUCUACGGCCCCGACACGUACAUUACCCGACUCCGGCUCGGCGCUUUGUGGCAAUCGUUGAAGCAGACCAUCUGGACCGCACCCGUGGCGCAGACGGACGUGACCAAACUAGAGACGACCUUCACGGAAGUGACGCAGGGGGACAUCGAUGGUUACUCCGGCCGGUCUUGGAACGCCUGGUACACCUUACCGGUGGAUGUGCACAGCAGUGCCGCCGCAGUGGACGUGAACGCGACGAACGAAACCGACACGAGUGCUGACGCAACGUAUGCAUUGCAAAUAUGUCUGAGUCUGGAAACCUGUGAUGCUGAACUGAGCAUGAUUGACGCGCUUGCAAUGGCAGCCAGGCAUGACAAGUUUUAGAGACGCCUGCUGAUGCCUACCACGCAUCACAACUCGCGUUUUUGCGAUGACAAAGCAAGCUCCUCUUUUGCUGCUCAUGCAACACAGAUUUUCCGAAAAUGCAAGACACGCAUCACAAGUUCCACUGUUCUAGACCCAGACAUUUUUGCAUUUCAUACAUCGUCUUCCAGUACAACUACGGAAGAAGUAUCAACAGACGAGAAUGCCACGAACGGAACCACAGUUGACGCGAAUAUCACCGCAGGCCCCUUGCUCGAGACCUGCACGCCGAGCACCAAUUUCGGCACCACCAUCAACGCGGUCCGCGACGGCUGUCUGUACGGGCACUUCGCGGGGGGGAAUGGCGUGCACCAGAAUGGGCUGGAUCUGUUUUUGUCCAUCACGAAUUCCGACACACAAUUCGACGCGGACAACACCGGCGCAAAUGUGGACGGGACAACUGGCUGCCACGUCGGGGAGACGUACGCGACGUACCAGAUGGUAGUGGCGCAAGAGUCGGAGGUGAAGUUGUAUAUGGAAGUGGCAACGGAGUCGUCGACGGUCCCGAACGACGAUUCCUUCUGCAUCGAUCUCCCGUACGUAAACAAGACCACAACCUGGCCGGAGGUUUGGAACACGGGUUUUGGGUCGGUGGACCAAAUCUUCCGCGAAAGAGUUGUUUCCCUGAUAUGAAUUGCAAAAAUGUUUGGGUCUGGAAGAUUGCGAGGUUUGUUAUGCUGAUCUGGCAUGGCCCUUAAAUCUGUACUGCGUGGUCAUAAACAGCCUCUCUCGCCUGUCAUGCAAAAACGCAGUUUCUCAUGCGGAAUACGCAGCACAGAAGCACGAAGCAACUUGUCAUGCUUGGCGGCGCAUUACAGUGCAUUUGUUAUUGACUGACUUGCAUCACAAGUUUCCAGACCCAGACAUUUUUGCAUUUCAUACCUGAACCAGCAGGCGGAUUCCGGCGGGAUUUGGUCGGAUGCGGACAACGGAACGAGUUUCGUGUUGCCAGUUGGAACGCAUAACCUCACAGUGCGCCCGAGGGAGGACGGGGCGAGGUUGUCGACCAUCAGGAUGGAGGUGCUGUCCGGCGACGCACAGUUCCAACUGAUGGAAACGCUUUUCAACGAAACAGAGGUCAGGCCGGCCCUGAACUUCUGCCGGAACAACCAAAACUCGAUUUUGACAACGACAAUAAACGCCGCUGCCGACGGGUGCUUGUUCGGAAAAUUCACCGCAAAGACCUGGGUACCGGAUGGAUCCACUUAUGUCUCGGUCGCAAACGCCGACACGGAUUUUAUCGAGUCCAUCGUCGGUAAUGACAGAACAACCGGCUGUAAUGUGUGCAACCCGGCUAGUUCCAUCGGGAACUGCUUCAAGACGGUGCCGCACAACCGGGCCGAGUACCAAAUCGUCGCGGUUGUGGACUCGAAGAUAAAGAUCCAGAUGGAAGUCCAGCCCGAGGAUAGCAGUAGUACCAACAAGCACCUCGACGACAGCUUCUGUUUGACCAUCGCCGGCCCGGGGAGUGUCGAUUUUAGUGAUAUCCCAAGUUCCUUCACGCUGUCCCCCUGGCACUGCGGGGGCGUCACGACGUGGACGACGAAGGCGGUUUCGGUGCGCCAAACGCACACCGGUGACGAAAGCGUUGCGAGCGCCACCAGCUCCGAUUUGGAUACUGGCGGAACGGAGUGGACUUUGGCCGCGGGGGUCCACACGUUGGUGGUUUCGCCAAGGGAGAAGGGGGCGCAGCUGCGGGGAAUCAGCAUGACCGUCGUGUCAGGGAACGUCGGGUUCCAGCCCAUAAGCAUCGGGCCGUCGUAUCCAAGUACGACGACAACCAGCACAACGAGCACAACGUCGACGAGUAUGGCAGCUGGAAAUUUGGUGGAAUUUUUCUUUCCAAGUGCUGUCACGGAGAAGUUCGCGAGCUAAUAUCGUGCUUUGUUUUUGCGUGCAGUUUUGCUUCAAAUAGAAAUCAAUACUGCGUCAAAAAGUAGUACAUGUUGAACGUGAAAAUUUCUAUCCCAAAAAUCCAAUCUAUGGUAAAAUACCGAACCGAAUUUCCAAACCUUCCAUACCUUCCACCACUACCCCACUGGACAUCAACAUUCUCUCCAGCGAGCCGGGGAUUCUGAAAACCAACGUUCUCCCCGCUUUCAAUCUGACCUUGAUCCGGAACAACACCGUGUACCUUCCCGCCACCUCCGCCUGGGACACGUCCGACCGGAUUUGGCCGACGCCGAUCCAAUAUCAAAUGCAAAAAUGUCUGGGUCUGGAAGAUUGCAGGAGGUUGUCAUGCAUCUUCUGGAUCACGCAACUGGUCUCUAAUGCACGCAAAAGCAUUACAGGUUUUGCGCAGGCCUCCUGAUGUCUAUCCCGCAUGAGAAAUUCCCUAUUUGCGAAGAAAGAAAUGGGAAGCUUUUGGUGCUUAUGCAAUACAAGUUUUUGCCUAUUCCAGAAUUCGCAUGACAAGUUCCAACUCUUCCAGAUCCAGACAUUUUUGCAUUUGAUAUCCAACGAGAGCUCGACCAGGUGAACCCCGACCCCACGAUAUCCCGUGUAAAAACAUCCUCACCCCAGAGUUGUCAUGCAAUUCUGCAUGCCAAAAAAGUUUCUCAUGCGGAGCCCUAUGAGAAGAAUUUUCUAUUCGCGUUUUAGGAUUUGUGAUGCUAGGAUCAGCAUGCUGUGCUAGAUCUGUGAUGCUUCUGAGCCAGCUAAACAGGAUCACACUACGAGGACAAACUUGUCAUGCCAAACAACCAAAGCUGUGUGAUUUGUCUAGCAGGUUUCCCAUCUUGACUCUGGUGUGGGGACGUUUUUGAUCAGGAUACACGAAACCCUCGAAAACGCUCUCCGGGGGUGCGCGCGCGGACUUCAAGACCUUCGGAUUGGAGUCCCCGGUGCCCUCUGCCUUAUUUGGGCAGUACGACCAAAUCUACGAUAUCUGCUACUGCCACAAGGACUGCGACCACGCGACGAACUACUUCAAAGUGGGGAACGUGCAGCUCGCGAAGAAGAUCGGGCUGGCGUCGCGGACGAAAUCGGUGAUCGACGCGAAAACGCUGAACGCGGUGCGCCAGGUGCAGGCGGCGGGCGCUUUGACGUUCUACGGCAUGGUCUCGUCCCGGUUGAAUAAUCUGGACCCGCACGACACCGGCCCGUUUCGGAACACGGGGCUGUUUUACAUGCUUUCCUACGACGUGGAGAACAUUCUCGACCCGGUUCCCGGGCAAUCCUUUUACACCGCCUCGGAGUUGACCGUGGUGUCCCGGAAAACGGACGUGGCGGGGAAGACGACGAUAGAACGGGCCUACGGGUUCGACCGGAGAAUUCCGUCGGAAAAUCUGUUCGCCAGCAGAAUGAGUGAGGAGUGCCUAUCCUGUGCAAAAGUAUCGUACUCGUAGUAAUUGCAAUCAUGCAUGACAAACCUUUUUCUUAAGGUAAAUCGGCAUUACAAAUUAUAUUUCUCAUGCUGGGAAAAUUUGUAAUGCAUUUUUACGAGUACCUACGAUACUUUUGCAAGCCAUAGUGCCGGAAGAAGUACUACUCGCCGGACCUGAUGGAGCAGGGGCCGAGUAACGACGUGUUCGUGAAGCAGUACGUUGUAUCAAGUGCGAAAAUGUCUGGGUCUGGAAGAUUGCGAGAUUUGUCAUGCUGAUCUGGCAUGGCACUUAAAUCUGUAUUGCGUGGCCACAAACAGCCUCUCUCGCCUGUCAUGCAAAAACGUAGUUUCUCAUGCGGAAUAGGCAGCACAGAAGCACGAAGUGGUGGCGCAUUACAGUGCAUUUGUUAUUGACUGACUUGCAUCACAAGUUUCCAGACCCAGACAUUUUUGCAUUUCAUACGUCGCGAUGAACCAUAACAACGAGGACAUGCAGUACUACGCGUUCACCGGUACUUCCCAGGAUUUCCCGAGAUCCGUUAUCAUGAAAAAGCCGGGGAACGUCCUGCUGUGUUACUGCGCGCGGCUGACGGACCAAAACGAUUGCUUUGACACAAAAUCCUGGAUGUACAUCAACCGGUUCAUGGUCCAGGGCCCGGUGUUGCAACAGUUAAGGUUGCCGCGCGGGCGCACCGUCGGCGUGCAGUUGAAGGGCUUCGGCUUUCUCGGAACAGACACCUACCGGGUGAUCGCGGCAACCAGGUCCUGCAGCGAGCGGGGCAAUUUUCCGCCUGGGAUCCAGACCUAUUCCACAAACUGUCCGGGGACGUUCCCGAACGACUUGACCUGCGGGCCGCCGAUCAUCGACCACGAUCUGCCGCUGUUCACAACGAGUUCUCAAGAUCUAGGAAUCAUGAUCACGGCGUUUGAGGUAACGCCGACGAACGUGACAAUCACGUUUAACAGCAGUAUUCAGGGCUUCCUCCGGGAUGACGACAUGCUGCUGAUUGACCACACGUCGGUCGGCACAAACGGGCGAAAAGCGACCGACUUGACCUGGACAAAACGGGACGAGGACGAAACGCUCAAGGUUUGCGGAAAGGGGAAAUACUUGGACACGAACGAAGCCUACAACAUCGGGAUCCGGGCGAGAAUAAAACGCAGGAUCAGCACCAGCACCGGGGAGAUCCGGCUGGAUUACACAAAGAUGACACUCUAUCCCACGAAAAAACUGUUUCACUGUGGUGAUUUUGCAAGAUCUGCAUCACAAGUUUGUUACACAUGACACGGAAAAUUUGCCAUGCGCGCUUUCCAUGGGAAAACACGCUUGAAAAUCCAAUGUCUUGCAGGUGUAGCAAGACAAACACUUUGGUGCUUCGUCCUCUGCAUCACAAGUUCACAGUGAAACAGUUUUUUCUUGCGAUACACUCGCUGUCUCGGCUUCCGAGGGGGAGUCACCGACCAGAACCUUCGAAGUUCUGUCCUCCGAGGGGGUGUCCUGGCGGGUGACGAACCGCGCGCGGACGGAGUAUUUCUUGAAAUCGACCAUCGUCCAAGCGGGGCUGAAGCUCUGCUGGGGGGUUCUAGACUCCACGACUGCUUCGCAAAAGUACUACGCGCCGGCUGCAGAGCUCGAUUUCUACACGCCCCCGCAGGGCAUUUUCGAGAUUUACCCGAUUUCGGCGAAGUCGUUUCAAAUUCAGCCGGUCGUGAUGGCCUGGUUCCCGAUUGCAACCGCGAAAUUCGGGACGCAGUUCCCGGAUUCUGGGGCGACGAUGUUGACGUUCCGGUUCACCAACGUCGAGGAGUACAUGGCGCCGUUGGGGCCGUUCGAUCCAGACCGCGCGGGGGAGGACAGCAUGAACAUGGGAUUGUCGAACCCGACGAGCUAUGUCACCAUGAAGGACGCGAGUCAGGCGAUCUGCGGGUACCUUUUCAUGGAGCUGUACAGCAACGACGCUGAUGGGUUUCCCCCUCCGAAGGGGUGCUUCUACGGGCCGGUGAUGCAGGACAAAGGGGUUUUGCAAAACGGGCAGAACAUGGAGCCGCGGUACCGCGACAUCCACAUGCUGUUCGAGCCUUACCAAUUGAAAGGCUGGUGCGUCCACGAGUCUCUGAACGUGCAGGGCGUGCUGACCUACACGCCGCUCUAUCAAGCGCAAAAAUGUCUGGGUCUGGAAGAGUGUAAACUUGUCAUGCAGGUUUUUUAUGAUCCAUGUCGUCUGGAAUGCAGGACCUAGCAUGACAGACAUUCUGUGAGAUCCCUAUCAUGCCUAUCCUGCAUGAGAAACCGCCUCCCAACUUGGUCGAAAGUGGACAGCGUUUGGCACUCAGGCAACACAGAUUUUUGUAUGCUUGAGAUUUACCAUGACAAGUUUUUACCACCUUCCAGACAUCCAGGGAUAUUUGCGAUUCAUACGCUCCGCUGCGAGUACCAGUUCGUGAUCAACGCCCGGCAGCAGCAGAUCCGAUUGGCCGAUCCGAAGGUGGUAUGGAUUGCAAAAAUGUCUGGGUCUGGAAGAAUGCAAGAUUUGUCAUGCAUAUUUCUCAUGACCCAUGAUGCCUGUAAUGCAUGGCCUAGCAUCGCAGACUUUUAGAGGGCUUCCCGAUGCACCUGCUUCCGCAUGAGAAAUGCCCUAUCCGUGUAGCACAAAUGGUACCCCUCUUGCUGGUCAUGCAAUACAAACUUUUCUAGAGUUCAAAAACAGCAUGACAAGUUGCAACCUUCCAGACCCAGACAUUUUUGCAUUUGAUAGGUGGUAGCGGUGGAACUGUCCGUGACCUGUGUGCCCUCGUUGACGUUGCCGCAGGGCAUCGUGGACAUCACGGGGAAUAUCCCCUUUGGAAGACUCUACGACGGGUUCACGGAGGAAGAGCAGGCGAAGUGCGGUGGCGAGGAGUUCUACACGUAUGAAGUCGGCUAUGAAACUGCACAACUCCCCCUCCCCCUCAUUUGGAUGGCAUCCGUAGCAACACAAGUCCUGGCACAGUUGCAGCUUUUGCAUGACAAAUUUACGACUGAUUGUAGUGCUGUUUCGGCUUCGGGAAUCUGUCAUGCAUAGUAGUGGCAAAGGGCAGAGGGGGGCUUUGGUGUUUUGCAUGAGAAAUGAGAACGAGGGGGAGUUGUGCGGUGUCAUAUCGGCUCGGGCGCUUUGGGGUUGUACGCGGAGACGCGGGAGGUAUCAAAUGUAAAAAUGUCUGGGUCUGGAAGGGUUGGAACUUGUGAUGCGAACUCUGGAACACACAAAAAUUUGUGUUGCAUGAGCGCCAAAAGCUGUCCAUUUCUUGGCACGCAAGUAGGAAGUUUCUCAUGCGGGACAGGCAUCAUGAGGCGUGCUUAAAACCUGUGAUGCUUUUGCCUGCAUCAGACGCCACUUGCGUGAUCCGAAAUAUGCAUGACAAAUCUCAGAAUUUUCCAGACCCAGACAUUUUUACAUUUGAUAGGAGGGUCCGCAGUACGACUCGAUUCCGGGGAUCGGGACGGGAAGGAAGGACCGGGAGCUGCAGCGGAUGCGGAUUUUGGACCGGCCGCCGCCAGAUUUUGGGACGGAUGUGCAGGACCAGUUUGAGAAUCUAGUGCUCGGGUACCAGCACGGCCUGAUCAAAGACAUCAACAGACCCAUGCCAAAUCCAUUGGUCACGGUGGGGACGGUAUAAUUUCGUGUGGUCUCUCACAGUUUAUGAAAAGUUUUUUCGCUCGAGAGUCUUCGUUUCUCUGCGUGACAGGUGUUGAUUGGAUUUCAUCUGUCUUUUGUACUUUAGAAUUCUUGAAAUUAUUUUCACAGUUGAAAGAAGAAUCUGCCGACGAGUCUUCCGUGCACGAGACCCUCCUCCGCAACCACCCGAUCUUCUACUUCCACGAUCCGGACUUGAAAACCUUAUCAAGUGCAAAUAUGUCUGGGUCUGGAAGAGUGCAAGGCUUGUCAUGCACAUUUUGCAUGACUCCUGAUGUCUGUGAUGCAUGCCCUAGCGUCACAGAUUUUGCGAGGGUUUCCUGAUGCCUAGACCGCAUGAGAAAUGCGCUCUCGCCGUGGCAAAAACUGGACCGCUUUUGCUGUUCAUGCAAUACAGAUUUAUCUGGAAUCCAACUCCAGCAUGACAAGUUGCGUCCUUCCAGACCCAGACACAUUUGCGAUUGAUAAACCUACGACCUGUACGACCGGCACUUCCUGCGGCGGUUGAACCUUCUGGAGCCGUUAUGCAAGAAAAAAAGUGUGUAAGUGUAACUUUGUCUUGCAGAUGUUGCAAUACAGUUACACUUGUCAUGUCGGAUAUGCGUCAGAGGCUAUUUCAAUACGUGUUUUCGCUUACUAGCUACGCAUGACAGGAGGUUUUCUGUCAUGCAAAACAAAUCUGUGAUGCUGUUCCUGCAAAAAAGUUACACUUACACAGUUUUUUUCUUGGAUAGCCGUACGAAACCGAACUUCAGCUGGAUGACGGGCCAAACGUGGACACGGGCCAGAAAUUGUGGGACUUGAUCGGCCUGUUGGAGCAAUACCUCCCCUCGGAGGACGGCGCGUUGUGGUGGUCGGGAAAAAUUUUCGUGGACACGGUAGACGUGGAAACGAAAACGAACCCCCAGGGGGAGGUUUAUCAGGAGAUCGACGUGGAUAGCUCGGAGCACAUCGGGUCGACGGAGCAAGAUGUCGUGGUGUCGUUUCACGUGCCCGACCCGAUCCGGGACAUUGAGGGGAAGUCGGGGAAACUGGAGGUGGAGGUGUUAGCGCCCCACAUGUACGAGUUUUCGACCCAAUGUCUGGUGUCGCAGGAGUCCAUGGUGGCCAGCAUCGAGGCCGAUGGGACCACGAUCUUCUACCCACAGAACAUGACGAGAGUGGACGCGAAGAUUUUGAACGCCAUACCCUGGCCGACGACGACCACGACCACGACGAUUAUGAGGUGGAAAUUUUGGGUCGGAUAAAUCGAUGGCAUGCAGAGCCAGCGAUCGGGAAAGGAAAAGAACAGCAUGGUCUGCUAUGUACUAAAAAUCCUGCAUGUAGUUUGUGCGAAUUGAGUCUGUUUCUGUUAUGUUCAAGUUGUCGUUUUGGAACGGCAGUUCUCUUCAUCGCAUGUCAACAAAUUUUCUCACCGGCUCAUGAUUUAUCCUCCUCCAUAUCCCCCACCAGCACGUUCACCACCACCACGACCACCGCUUUGAUUACAACGACAACCACCACAUAUCCUGUGCAAAAGUAUCGUACUCGUAUAAAUGCAUGACAAAUUUCCUCAGCAUGAGAGAUAAAAUUUGUAAUGCGGACGUGCCUUAAAAAAAGAUUUGUAAUGCAAGACUUGCAUUUAUACGAGUGCGAUACUUUUGCAAUGCAUACCACAACCUCCACGACAACCUCCACCAGCUCCACCACGAGCACCACUACCUCUUAUGCACUGCAAAGAUGUCUGGGUCUGGAAGGUUGGAACUUGUCAUGCUAAAUCUGAAGCAUGCGAAAAUCUGUGUUGCAUGAUUCCCAAAUGCUGCCCAAUUUUGAUCAAAUUGAGAGGCAGUUUCUCAUGCAGGAUAGGCAUGAUAGUGAUCUCACGGAAUCUGUCAUGCUAGGUCUUCCGUUACAGAUCAUAUGGGUCAUGGAAAACCCGCAAGACAAGUCUAGCAAAGUUCCAGACCCAGACAUAUUUGCAUUUGAUACCUCCACUUCCAGCACGACCUCCACCACCACCGGCACCACGACCACGUCCACGACGUCCACUUCAACCACCACCACCACAGUGCCGCCCUACUACGUGUGGCGCAUGGACUACCCGCCAGGGGUAG
Molecule: messenger RNA, 12589 nt
Organism: Amoebophrya sp. A120
Lineage: Eukaryota; Dinophyceae; Syndiniales; Amoebophryaceae
Source: the annotation of a GenBank genome assembly